Molecule: messenger RNA, 213 nt
Organism: Dibothriocephalus latus
Lineage: Eukaryota; Metazoa; Platyhelminthes; Cestoda; Diphyllobothriidea; Diphyllobothriidae
Source: the annotation of a GenBank genome assembly
UACUGGAACAGUCUUCGCAACUUGGUUGGAUCUUUACUGGCCAGUAUGCGUUCAAUCGCCAGCCUCUUGGUCCUACUCUUCCUCUUCAUUGUCAUUUUUGCCCUCCUUGGAAUGCAACUCUUCGGCGGACGUUUCAAUUUCCUCCGCAUGCGAAAACCACGUUCGAACUUUGACACCUUCUAUCAGUCCCUCAUUACUGUCUUUCAGCUGUAG